Messenger RNA from Anastrepha ludens (Mexican fruit fly), 874 nucleotides. RefSeq lists its product as uncharacterized. The coding region runs from base 85 to 840 and encodes 251 amino acids. The transcript has 3 exons. Lineage: Eukaryota; Metazoa; Arthropoda; Insecta; Diptera; Tephritidae. The record is from RefSeq and is a predicted model, not a curated record.
GUAAAAGUAGAGUAAACGCACGCGUUCGUUCGAAUUGUCAUACGAACAUCAACAGGUAAUCAAAGCGGCCAAAUUUCACUAAAAAUGACGAAUUACAGUAAACUAAACCCUACACAGAAAGAACUCAUGGCGGAGUUUAUGGUAAGCCACCCAGGCCUGGCAAAAAAUAAGCUGCCAAGUUCGGUGGAAGGGAGAGCAAUAGCAAGCAGACUCUGGGAGGAGCUCUCGGAGCGCCUAAAUGCGGUAGGGCCACCUACUAAAGAUGCUAAGAUGUGGCGGAAGGUUUUCGCUGAUCAAAAGUAUCAGGCAAAGAAAAAGCUUUCAUUUAACAAAGCAUCUAAGCAGCGAACUGGCGGUGGACCCUAUACUGGAAAAGUCAUUACUGCCUCCGAAGAACUUUUAAUUGAGGCAGCCGGACUAGAGGAUUGUAUAGAGGAGAAAAAGUAUACACCACUACCCGAUAGUCUACCGACUACACCGGCCUCAACAAUUCUCAGUAGCAGUGAUAACAGCGACGACGAAAAAGCGAGUUCCUCCAGCAGCUCUUUACCAGCUCCAUCUGCUGCCUACACACUUCGAAGGAGUAAGACUUUGCGGAGUAGAAAAAAUUUUAAAAACGAAAAGUUGACAUUGCUCCAGCAAAAUUUAAAAGCGGCGUCCGAUUUCCAAAUUAGUUUGAAUGCGAAGUUAGAUAGAUUACUGCUGGUGCAGGAAAAAAUGCUUAAAAUAAAGGAGGAAAAGCAUCUAAUUCUACAAGAAUCGCACCAAAUAAAUUUGCAAAUAAAAAGGCUUGAGCUGGAAACGCUGCAAAGUAAUUUAUCAAAGCAUUCUAGUAUUUAAGUAUGAAAUAUAAUAACCUUUAUAUAUCUGAGUU